UGGGAAAUACCGCCUACGUGCUACUUCCGGUUGUUCAUCAGUCACAGGACAGUCGGGCAGCAAGGCGCCCCGCUAAAAAAUAACUCCCAACUUUUGGGGCGAUUUUCUGGAUUUACAGCCAUUUCUCUCGGCUUCUAGAGAUUCCAGGCGCCAGGUCAACCAGUCAUGCUCCUCAGGAAGGCAGGAUAAGGUUUCACCUCGGUGUAAACUAACCGUAGAGGCGGUGGAUCGGGUGACAAGCGCCGCUCUUGUUUGCCGUUGCCUACGGUGGAUUUUCCCAGACGGUUUUUCUACCCCUUUCUUCGUGGAAACCUGCACAAAAUGAUGACAUUUAUGGCCAAGAAGAAAAAGUAUAAGUUCCACGUGGACCUAGAGUUGGAGGAGCUGUCGGCCGUGCCGUUUGUCAACGGGAUUUUGUUCAGCAAGUUGAGACUUUUGGAGGGAGGGACAUUCACUGAGCUAUCUUCGAGGGAAGAAGUAUCUGAACACUGCGUGAGAUGGAGGAACAAGUUCAAGUUUGCUUGUAAGAUGAUGGCCAAUGCUGCCACGGGUAUCCUGGACCCCUGUAUCUGUAGAAUAUCCGUCAGAAAGGAAGUGAAAGGUGGGAAGACGUUUACGAAGCUGGGAUUCGUAGAUGUGAACCUGGGGGAGUUUGCGGGGUCCGGAACCACAUCACGGAGGUACCUACUGGAGGGGUAUGACUCCAAACACAGGCAGGACAACUCCAUUCUCAAGGUGAACAUAGCAAUGACACUUCUGUCAGGGGACCCCUGCUUCAAAGCGCCGGACAUGAAGCAGAUGGUACUGCCGGGAGAGCGGAUGGACGUCAGUCUGCAGCUGGACUGUAAGGCUGACGACGGCGGCGGUAGCCUGGCCUCGGGAAGCAGCGGCUUCGGGAGUCUCCCCAGGAGAAACCGUCCCAGUGUACUCACUUCAGGUUUGGUAUCUCCCAGUAGUGAUGAGCUAGAGCAGAGCCCGGUAUCGGAGGAUGUGUUUGAAAUGGGACACUCCAGGAACUCCAGCUAUGCCAGCCAACAAUCCAAGGCCUCUGACUACAGUAGCACACAUUCUCGAUCCUCCAGUUACACUGAACCUGGGCACUUCAGAAACCCCAGCCACAGUAGUUCAGGCCAAUACUCCAGCAGUAGCAGUCUUCCCGAGACCUGUGCCAGUGGCGACACAGUAACCACGGAGACGGCGGGGGUCACGCCCAAGGCUCCUGUGCGCAGGGUAGGUGGUGACCGGCUGCUGUUGACAGUGUGCAGACAUCAACACGACAUUAAGCAUAAGGAGGCAAAUCAGCAAAGAAGAGUGGACGACACCAGAGUGGACGCCGAUGACGUCGUCAACCAGAUCCUGGAAUCGCAGGACUUCACUGCAGACAUGAGUACCGAAGAUGAUGAAGGUUUAAGACUGUUUGUGGCCAAGGAUGGGACAACAGCACUGAGCAGCCAAGAACUCAAGAACAGGAUAUCGGCUGGUGCUUUUGAAGCAGUUAUCUUUGAGAACAGAUAGUUUCCUGACAGAUCUGAAGACUACAGAGAGGCGAGACAAGCAGGCUACAGAAAGAGAAUAAUUUUUCUGCAGUGAUUUUGACUCCCAGUUCAUACAUAUGGGAGAAAGAAAAUGCAAAUGAGGUGUCACUAACGCAAAGGAUUAUGGGAAAUAUGUGGCUGUGCCAUUGAAAAUGAAGUUACAUUUGAAAGAUGAUUUGACAAGUUGGUAUAUUUUGAUAAGUGUGUACAAAUAAAUCAAUAAGGUUUGUAAAAUAGGAGCUUGCAAGAACGUUGUUGUAUGGAAGUUCUGGUGGAAUAAGUAGAAAAAGAAAGAAACUUGCAAACUGUAUGGAGGAGAAAGAAUAAUUGUUUUUGUGCCAGACUUUUUUGUUCAAGGUGCCCGUCAUUUAUGAACUGCUAAAUCAUGUAUUUUAUGGAACUGCCAUCACUACUGUAACAUGCCGCCAAGUUGUAAUACUUUACUAAUACGGCAUACAUGUAUUUUAGUAUGGAAACAUUGUACAUAACGAUAGCACUGUAAAACUUGUAUAAUCAGGAAAAACAGUGGAAUUAAGUGUGAUGUCUGAGUAUCUUUCUAUCCAAUGGGUUAGCAUUAUGUUUAUCUUACAAAUUAAAUGACUCUUUUCUGUGUUCAAAGUAGAAUUUCAUCAUAAAAUUUGUAUGUGACAGCUUCAAAAAUUGCCCUAAAAAAGGAUAACACAUUUUCCUUUUUUUCAUUAUCAAUCAAUAUUUCUUGAUGGAAUCACAAAGUAUUUCUCAUGAAAUUUGUAGUAUUAGAAAAAGUGUUCUCUGGAGUAAAAUCAUCUGUUGUAUUUUUAGUUUUAAUUUCUUUUCUUUUUCACUCAAAAGGUCUAUUGUAGUAAUAAUCACAGCUUAAACAAUGGGUAAAGUGAACAUUACUUUUCCAUGGACACAACUGAAUUACCAGUGAAAAUUUUAUAUUUAGGAGAAUAGGAUAUGAUAUACAGCAUCUUGUUUUUUUAAUGCUGCACAUUGGAUACAAAGAUGCUGAGUUUGCAGUACAUGCUGUGAACAGAAUACAAUACGUGAUACCUGGCAUGUUUUAGAUAGGAACUAAUCUGAAUGUUAUUCCUUCUGUGUUAGAGAGAUUAGUGCCAACAUCUACUAGGUAGUUACAACAUGAUGAGGACACACAGUACACAAAUUGAAGGGCAUUCUAAUGAAGUCACUUGGUUCUCUUAAAGUUGCUGAAGAAGGCCUAAGAAGACUGUGAACCAGCCUAUAAUAUCUUCUUUGUAGCUGGUUUGUAUUGAGUUACUGUUAGCCUGUCUACCGGCCGUCUUAGGGCCUGUUUUCUGGAACAAUGUUGUGACUUGGCCAAGCCUAGUUGGGAUUAACUGCUACAAAACUACGCUAAAUUACUACAAAAUAAAACUAAAAAGUAGUUUCAGCCAAAAAAAGCUGUUGUUUUUAUUCAUAGCUAUAUAAUGUGUUGUGUUUCAUUUGAGACUUUUUUUUUUCAAAAUUUACUGUUUGGUUCUUUCUUUGCGUAGCCCGAUUAUCAUUGAAAAUGAUAGUAUAAUACUUUCUAAUUUGGUUUCUGAUUUAAAACCUGUGAGGUAAUGAUAAUAGCACUUAAAAUUUUUGUAAAUUAUUUUUUGUCCUUUUUUGUUGGUUUUACUAUUAAACGAGAACCAAGGGGCUGCAUUUGGUUUUUCCAUGUUAGUCAAUUUCUCAAUCAACUUUGCCUGAAAGCUAUAGGAUUUGUAGUUGCAAUAAUUCUAACUUAGAGAUGUGGAAAAAAAUUACAACUACAACAGCACAACCAAAACUUCAAGCAUCUUUUAAAAGAAGUGAAGUGUGUACAAGUGUGUUCUCAUCAAUAACAACGGAACAUAACUCAUUUGGGGAGUAGAGUUUGUAACUAAUAACCAAGUGUUUGUAAUGUUUUAUAUUUCCUUCUACAAUUUGAUGCUUUUUUGGUGGAAGUUUUUAUAUAACCUACAGAACUUCCAAACGACAAUAAUAUUUCAACACGUUGUAUACAUUGGAUAUGAUUAUAUAUAAUACUGUAAAUGAUGACAGUGUGCUAGCCACAUUGUAUACUGGAGUGAUGAUAUGACUUAAUUUUUUUGUCCGAAUGAUGAUAUGUAAUUAUGAUACUAAUGUUAAUGUAUUAAUCAUGCUAUAGUGAAGUUAGAAUCGGCCCGUUUUUGUGUAACACGUUAUGAUAUGUCUACCCGCUGGCAGGGGUUUUGUAUUUAGUGCUGCGCAAAUCUUGGUUGCCAUAAAAGAAGACAUUUGCAACAACUGGGCUCACCCCUUGGGCCUCGCCAAAAAUAUUUCAUUCACUACAGUAUGUAGAAAAUUGUGCUUGCCUUUACUACCCUGUAUAAUGGAUUCUUUGCAAAGAUGGAGUUUUGGUGAUCAUUUUCGACAACAAAAAAGAAGACGUAUGACUUGUAGAUUUCUUGACGCAGUUACAUUGUAAGCUUUGUGAUAGACUGAGUUUGCCAUGAUUUUGAAAAAAAGCCAAGUUUUCUACACUAAGUCUUAUAGUACUACCAGGUGGCCACAGACUUCUUGUGUAAUGUUAUAUACAUGUACAAGUAGUUAUCAAUGACUGUAACCAUCAAGAAGAACCUAUUAAUUUUUUUUUGUAUUCUUGGUUUUGUGGAGAUAAAGUUUGCAGGUAGUACUAAAA
This is a messenger RNA of Branchiostoma floridae (Florida lancelet), 4182 nucleotides long. RefSeq names its product protein FAM102A-like. Lineage: Eukaryota; Metazoa; Chordata; Leptocardii; Amphioxiformes; Branchiostomatidae. The record is from RefSeq and is a predicted model, not a curated record. The transcript has 11 exons. Bases 322 to 1515 code for a protein of 397 amino acids.